CAUCCAUACAGCCAGUCAGAUCUGAGCAGGUGUGGGAGAAAUAUAAACGUUAUUGUUGAGGUUGACCAAAUAAGGAGAUAUGUUAGUUAAAGACACACCCAGUUUUUUUAAAAACAGUAAGACACACAAGUUUAAUAGCAGCUGGCUGGAGAAAUGGCUACAUUCAGUGGAGGUUACGAUAACGAUUUUGUAGAUCAACCCCCCAAAUCUUUGGAGUGUUCGAUAUGCCUUCUGACGCUACGAGACCCCAUGGUCAUCAGUUGCUGUGGUAGCCACUUCUGUGAGCCUUGCAUUGGUCGAAUCAACACUAACAGAAAGCCUUGUCCUCUCUGCAAUUCUCCAGACUUCACGACGUUUCUCCACAAGGGUGUGGCCCGAGAGGUGAAUGCCCUGAGGGUGUACUGUCCCAAGAAGGCCCAAGGCUGUGACUGGCAAGGGGAGCUAGGACAAAUGGACCACCACCUCAACCCCACGGCUAACUAUAGGGUGUGUGGCUUUGUCAUGGUUGACUGCAAGUACAAGUGCGGGGGAUCGUUCGAACGACGAGUGAUUGAUUCUCAUGAGACUGACGAUUGUGCUAAAAGACCAAUCGAAGUCCAGGUGGCUUUUCUUGCUAGAAGAUUAGAGAUGCUAGCUACAGAAAACAGAGAAAUUAGGACUAAAUUUGAAGCUGAAAUUAUAUCACUGAAAGCAGAAAACACAUCAUUGAAACAAGAAAUAGAAGCUCGACCGCUACCACCAGUACCACCAUUCUACUUUACCAUACUUAACUAUGAGCAGAGCAAGAAAGAUAACUGUCUAAUAACAAGCCCACCAUUUUAUUCUCAUCUUAAAGGCUACAAAAUGCGUUUACAAACAUUCCCAAAUGGAGACAGGACUGGACAGAAUACACACUUGUCAUUGUUUGUUUUAAUAAUGAGGGGGGAGUUCGAUGACACGCUUCAGUGGCCAUUCACAGGAAGAGUCACCAUAGAUAUGUACAGCGAAAAUUUAAAGCAAUGGACUCCAAUAACAGUGGUUGAUUUCAAGGAUAGUCCAGUUGAUAGGAAAUGUGACCGUUUAACAAAUGGUAGUUGGGGGUAUCCUCAAUUCCUUCCACAAGACCAAGUUGCAGCAGAGUACAUGCUUAAGGAUGGAACUUAUAGUCAUGUCCGUCUUCGAGUGAAUUAUGUGGAACUAUACUAAGUGUGUGUAUUUACAA
Messenger RNA from Halichondria panicea, 1201 nucleotides. RefSeq names its product TNF receptor-associated factor 3-like. Lineage: Eukaryota; Metazoa; Porifera; Demospongiae; Suberitida; Halichondriidae. The transcript has 2 exons. The coding region runs from base 154 to 1185 and encodes 343 amino acids. Gene Ontology annotation, molecular function: protein binding. The record is from RefSeq and is a predicted model, not a curated record.